Ogataea angusta is the source of this 567-nucleotide messenger RNA. RefSeq lists its product as uncharacterized. The coding region runs from base 1 to 567 and encodes 188 amino acids. The record is from RefSeq and is a predicted model, not a curated record. Lineage: Eukaryota; Fungi; Ascomycota; Pichiomycetes; Pichiales; Pichiaceae. The transcript has a single exon.
AUGUCUUCUACAGAAAAGCGACUUCUGAAGGAAUACCGUUCUGUUCAGAAAGAGCUGGCCGACAAAAGGUCGUCAAUUCACGACACGGGGAUUGUCGACCUACAUCCUUCCCAAGAUGGGCUUUUCAAGUGGAGCGCUCUGAUCAGAGGCCCAGAUCAGUCGCCAUUCGAAGACGCAUUGUGGCGACUAGAAAUCGAUAUCCCUACAAACUAUCCCCUGGACCCUCCACAAAUCAGGUUUGUGGUGUUUGGGGACGAGAAAAUUGGACAGCUGCAGGCAAAAGCUGGUGCCGGUGCGCGCAAAGUAUGCUAUAAGAUGCCCCAUCCAAAUAUCAACUUCAAGACAGGAGAGAUCUGUCUUGACAUAUUACAAAAGAAAUGGUCGCCCGCAUGGACUUUGCAAAGCGCACUGGUAGCGAUAGUUGUAUUGCUUGCAGAUCCAGAGCCUUUAAGUCCACUCAACAUUGACAUGGCUAACCUGCUAAAAUGUGAUGACACGAUAGCCUACAGAGACCUUGUGCGCUACUACAUUGCCAAAUACUCAGCAUACGAAUCGAAUGAUGUAUAA